AUGGCGUGCAACAGCUGGGAGAAAUUGUGCAAGGCUCAGCGCGAUUACCCCAAACCGAAGUUCGCAGAUUCCUUCGUGCAAAAGUCGCUCAAGAAGACACCCAAAAACCCAUUUCUUCUGGCAUGGAAAGCUCGUCUAGGUCUCACACUCAACCAUGGACACAACGAUGUUGUAAAACUAGUCCAACAGGCCUGGGAACAGCCAGGAGUAGAUGAUGUUCGGUUGCUUUCUUACCUAUACCAAAUCCUAGCGGAAGCAACGCGGAGAGACCAGGAUAACAACCUUAACAUCAGCGGAGUGGGCGACGGCAACCUCAAAGUUUGGCAACGUGCUGCGAAAGCGUUGGGCCGUAAAGAAGAUCGUCAAGAACUCUGGUCUGCCUUGGGCAAAGUAGCAUUGGCUGAAGAAUGCUGGGAAGACUUCCGCCUGGCUGUCUUUCACUACAGCAAGGAGACCAAGGAUAGCACUGGAUCAGUGUCAGCGAAGAAGCAUGCUCACUUCACGCAAAUACUUGCUAUUCAACUCGCUGCCGAACAGCAGCGCGGACUUCCAUCAGGCGAGAUGAAAAGUAAGCUACAAUCCGACCUGGCUCGUAGACUCAUGAAGCAAGCAUACGAGGCGGCUCCUGAUGACCCGAUCGCAUUCAAAGAUAUACGCGAUCUACGCUUCAUGGGUGAGAUUUUCGCGCGGCAAGGCAAAUGCAAUGAGCUGUUAGAGUACUGGAAUCAGCCGCCUGCAGCCCUCCAGGACCUAAUGACCAGGCAUCAGGGUGAUUUGUGGGAUAUGAGAAUCAGGCUUCCAAAAAACAGUGGAGAGUGGUCUCUGCUUGAAACUCACAACGGCAGCUAUGGAUCUCUGGCAUUCCUCAAGACAGCUGCUAACAGGAUUAGCCUUCGAGAAACUUGCGCCUGGAGGCAAGAUGUUUGGACAAGUUUGCUACAAGCCGCGCGAGCAACACGUGUCAAGGACGAUAGCAUUCGCCUUAUCUCUGAUGUCAUACGACGCACUUUCAAACCGGAUGAAUUCCAACCCCAGGACCGUAGCCUAAGAUUGGCGUACAUGAAACUUCGUCAGACUGUCGUCCCAGGGACUACGAUGUUAGCCGACUGUGAGGCUUACUGGAAAGCCCAUGCAAAUCUCAUCACAUGUUAUGCGGACAUCCGUCCGUUUGUGGAAGCAUUGAGUAGAGAAGAUCGUCACACGUUUUCAAAUUUUGUGGACGCGGAAUGGAAAGAAAUAUUCAGGUUGUCGGAGGAAAAGAAGUAUCCGUACCAAGACGCGGUUACCUAUCACGGAAACCGCCUGAAGCUAUCCUAUCUCCUGUGGAUAUCACUAACGACAAAGCCGAGUUCGAAAUGGCAGGAUUAUAUGGAAGUGCCUUUGUCCAUCGCAUUGACAGCCCCCUGGUUACGCUCUCCCAAGUCUUCAGAAGGUAUCGUCGGAAUCUACAUCCUCCUCCAGAUGCAUCGUAACGCUAUGCAUAACAAAGAAGAUACUCAUCCUUUCGGAACAACGCCAAACUCGCGACUCCUCCUUCAAGCUACGAUGCUCGCACGUCAUCUGGUGGCUUGCGAUAAAGAGAAGCAGGACAGGCCACUAGCACUACUUGCUGCACGAAUGCACCUGAACCUCGGCCUUGGGAAAUGUGCCUUCCAAUUGUACAGCCAUACCAAGUGCAAGGAAAUGCUGGUGCAUACAUUGUCGCCCUAUGUUCUGUCCCGGAUCUCACUGACACACCCAUUUGGUGCUAAAGGUUAUCAAGGAUUCUCGGCGGAAGAAGAACUUGGCAAAGCUGUUGGCACUAUGGAGAGAAUGGAACGUAAGAUUGAUGAUACUUUAUAUGCUGAUUUGCAAUCGCUUCCUUGGGACCAAGCUAUGGAACUUCUGGGUAUGAAGCGGAAAUUCAAAUCGAGCUUGACAAAGCACAUAUGCAACGUCGAGCGCCGCCGCAUAUCACGAUUAAAGGGCGAGCCGAUUGAUAAUUUGCCGGUUGUUGACCCGGGUAGCUACCGACACAUAUCCGACAACGUGGAUAGGUCCGUAUUCCCUAACUACGAGCACUCUUGUUCUCCUGGACCACUUCCAUACAUCAUGCCUAAUACGAUCCCUAAUAUCAACUGGCUAUGUGAAAGCCUUGAUACCUGGGAUGCGAGCAGUAGACUACUCUAUAGAGAGACACAAACGCGGGAAUUUCAGGGUGCAUGGAUACGCUCGGCUGCUUCACCUCAGAGUCAUAUCAAAGAAACUAAACAUAACAUGACACCUGCGGAAUCUACAGCUCACGGAAUCUGGGACUAUAUCAACUCUAUCGUUGAGAUGAUGCUGUUGGAAGAUUCCCCCCGACUUGCGUCCCCAGAGCCGCUCUCUUCCAUAAUAAAAGUACUACCGGAAGAGAUACAUGCUAUGCGAAUCGCAAUGGAAAAACUACGUAUGCCCGGCGCUACCAACUUGAAACCCGAAGACGAGCCUACUAUGUUCCACGAGAACAUGCUCAUCUCUUGCUACACCAAGUUCGAAGUUCUCCGCGCGCUCAUCAAGCUGGUCGAACACAUACGCGAGAAAGUCAUCAACUCGAAGACUCAUAACAUGAAGGCCAAGUUGUCGAAAGACUGGGUCAAUGACAUAGAGAGCAAGACAAAGAUCUGCUUCGAGGCGAUACGCGAUGUCGCGCAAAGCUAUAUCAAGCUUAUCGAGACGAAGGGCCAAGCUGCAAUCAAGGCGCAGAUACGGUGGGGCAAGACGGGCGAGAUGUUGAAAGAAGUGCUAACUGACGACGAUGUCGAUUUCUACGCCGCCGAAUACGUUGACAGUGCUCUGCAAGCUUGGAAAGGUGUGCUGCAGGUUAAGCUUAAGUAG
Alternaria arborescens is the source of this 2856-nucleotide messenger RNA. RefSeq lists its product as hypothetical. The record is from RefSeq and is a predicted model, not a curated record. The transcript has 5 exons. Lineage: Eukaryota; Fungi; Ascomycota; Dothideomycetes; Pleosporales; Pleosporaceae. Bases 1 to 2856 code for a protein of 951 amino acids.